Messenger RNA from Nanorana parkeri, 938 nucleotides. Its product is annotated as deoxyribonuclease-1-like. NCBI's taxonomy places the organism in Eukaryota, Metazoa, Chordata, Amphibia, Anura, Dicroglossidae. The record is from RefSeq and is a predicted model, not a curated record. Gene Ontology annotation, biological process: DNA catabolic process. Gene Ontology annotation, molecular function: DNA nuclease activity. The coding region runs from base 49 to 891 and encodes 280 amino acids. Gene Ontology annotation, cellular component: nucleus. The transcript has 9 exons.
CACAAGGAAUUCAACUGCAGGUACCAGGCUCUGCUGUCACCAAGCAACAUGAUGCGUAUCAUUAUCGGACUCGCGCUCACCUUGAGCUCUGUUUCGGCUUUGAAGAUCGGAGCAUUUAACAUCCAGUCUUUUGGAGACUCUAAGAUGUCAAAUCCUGAAGUGUCAUCGAUCAUCAUGAAGAUAUUGCCCCGUUAUGACAUUGUCCUGAUUCAGGAGGUCAGGGACUCUGAUCUCAGUGCUGUUGAAACACUGAUGACUGAACUGAACAGCCAUUGUAAAGAACCCCAGUAUUCCCAUGUGGUCAGUGAUACUUUAGGACGGGAUACUUACAAGGAACGCUACCUGUUUGUUUAUAGGAAUGACAAGGUCACUGCACAAGACUCCUACCACUACCACGAUCACAACUUGUACACUGGAGAAGACACAUUCAGCAGGGAACCGUAUGUGGUCCACUUCAAGUGCCUAAAUACAGUCAUUCAAGAUUUUGUGCUGGUUCCUUUACAUGCUGCACCUAAGGAUGCGGUUCGUGAGAUAGAUGCCUUGUAUGAUGUUUACCGCGAUGUGUUGGACAAAUGGCAGACCGAUAAUAUUAUCUUCCUGGGAGAUUUCAAUGCUGGCUGCAGCUAUGUCUCCAAAUCUGACUGGGACAACAUACGUCUGCAUACCUGUGAGGAUUUUCUCUGGCUCAUCCCUCACGAUGUGGACACCACCGUCGGGAAAACAAAUUGUCCAUAUGACAGAAUAGUUAUCAGUGGCGCAGACCUGCAGAAUGCUAUAGUGGAGGACUCAGCUCAAGUUUUCAACUUUCAUGAGAAGUACAAGCUAACACUAGAGCAGGCUUUGGCUGUGAGUGACCACUACCCUGUGGAGCUGGAACUAAUGUUGGCUUAAAGGGAAGCAGUAAAGGACGCCAUGCUUCGUCAUCUGCAUGGGCACUG